AUGGAACCGUUACGGCGACAUAAAGUGAUAUCUGGUAAUAAUAGUAGUAGUAGUAAUGUUAUACUAUUUCUUUGCUGUGACCGCCCGCAGGUGUAUGCGCACGCGGGGGCGGCCUUGGACGGGAAGGUGUACAUUGCGUGCGGGAGGCGUGAGGAGGAGUACCUGAAGGAGCUCCAGUGCUACGACCCCAAGACGAACUGCUGGGACCCUCUACCCGACAGCCCCUUCCGGCGCGCAUGGCACGGCAUGGUGGCCAUGCUGGGGAAGCUUUACCUCAUUGGCGGAAACAACACCGACUCUGGAUUCAGGCAGGAUGUCCUUGAGGUGUCCUGCUACUCCCCGAAUUCAGCGCAAUGGACGACAGUCUCCCCGCUCAGGUUCGGACACAGCAAACCGGGCAUUGCGACCCUCGACCGCCGCAUCUACGUCUUGGGGGGCCAGUCCUUCAACCACGGGCGCCUCUCGGCCGCCGUCCACAUCUACGACGCGCUCCAGGACCGGUGGGAAGACGGCCCCUCCCUGGAGAACGACGUGUCUGGGAUCGCGGCCUGCACCCUCACCCUGCCCCAGGCGGUGGUCCUCGAUGUCCAGCGGUGGUCGCCAGACAGAUGGUGGCGCGAGGGCGGAGGGGACCUCUUUUCCUGAGGGCGGGAGCGUCUUGGACAAUGUCAAGGAACUGCGAUGGGUACCUGGUGGGAUUCUUGGGUUGUGCCUUCCUCUUCGUGGCCCUCCUUCUCCUAUCGGGAAAACAGCAUGGCAAAACUUAGCUGAUACUUCCUUGUUGUUUACCUGUGAUCCUC
Molecule: messenger RNA, 800 nt
Organism: Anolis sagrei ordinatus
Lineage: Eukaryota; Metazoa; Chordata; Lepidosauria; Squamata; Anolidae
Source: RefSeq, a predicted model, not a curated record